AUUGUCUUUUUAGCUAAUAUAGUUUUAAUCCAAAUAAACCGCGAGUUCUAACCAAUGCUACUUUUUCACCUAAAUUCUUGAACUACCAAUAUAUCUAAAAUUAGGAACAGUUGUGAAUAUUAUAAUAGGUUAACUUGUUUCCCUAUUCCCCUAGAUUAGGAUAGGACCAUUUAUUGACUACCUACAGUGUGUUUAAAAUGGUUGGCGGCGAUGAAGAAGCUGUUGAAGAGCCGCAGGUAGACCUCCUGGAUCAGCAAGAGGACAACACUCUUUUGACAACUUUUCAAAUCAAACCAAGCCUCGAUGAAAAAUUCAAGCCUCAACAGGCAAGAGAAAUAAUCUAUUCUGUACUGCAAGAGAAUUUAGGAGACAAAUCAUACCCUGAAGAUGAAAACGAGAAAAAGGAACUUGUGAAAAGCCUUGCUAUAAAAAUCAAACAAAAAUGCAGAGAGAUGGACUAUGUCAAGUACAAGUUCGUGGUGAAUGUUGUGAUGGGUGACCAGAGAGGAGCAGGCAUCAGUAGUGCGUCACGUUGCUUCUGGGAUGCCGACGCAGACGUUUGCGCCUCCAACACCUUUUUGAACGGAAAUUUUUUCUGCAUGGCAGCUGUAUUUGCAGUUUACUUCUAUUGAACUCUGCUCCAACUGAGAACGCCUCUGCACUGAUCACAUUUCCUCUUGUAAAUAAAAAUUUAUGGUUUAAGCAAAA
This is a messenger RNA of Macrosteles quadrilineatus (aster leafhopper), 708 nucleotides long. RefSeq names its product dynein light chain Tctex-type protein 2B-like. The record is from RefSeq and is a predicted model, not a curated record. Gene Ontology annotation, biological process: microtubule-based movement. Gene Ontology annotation, molecular function: dynein intermediate chain binding. The transcript is spliced from 5 exons. NCBI's taxonomy places the organism in Eukaryota, Metazoa, Arthropoda, Insecta, Hemiptera, Cicadellidae. Bases 198 to 632 code for a protein of 144 amino acids. Gene Ontology annotation, cellular component: cytoplasm; cytoplasmic dynein complex.